AUGAAGUUCUCGGUCGGCUUGCCGCUCAUCUUCUCCAUGGCGGCCUUCGCCCUCGCCCUGGUGGCCCUGCUCGCAGGCAAGGAACCGGGCACGUUGGAAGAGUACCACAUCGUGCUCUUCAACACAUCCACCCUCGGCCAUGACUUCAUCACAAACAUGGUCAGCGGCGAUGAUGAUGAUGCCUCGUCGACGUCGGCUACAGCCACGCCCACGCCCACGUCCACGGAUGAUGGUGGUGGUAUCGGUGGUUUCUUUAGUUCUGUCAAGGCCUCUGCAACUGCCAUUGCCGGCUCCCUCGAGAGCGAGGCCGCCAGCAUACUGGAUGACAUCGGCAACGACGUCGCCGACAAGCUGGCCGACGAGCUUGGGAUCGAGCAGUUCUACAGCCUCCACGUCAUGAACAUGUGCGAGGGCAACUAUGCGCCGAAUGCCACCGCCAGCAACGCCUGGCAGAACAUCACCAACUGCACCACUCCCAUGGACUUUUCGUACAUGAACAUUUCUGCGAUGCUGGACAAGGAACUCUCCGUCGGGCCAUUCAACAUAAGCCUGUCCGACCUUGGCAUCACAGAUGAACUCCAGGACAAGCUAGAUGACCUGCCCAAAUUGUUCCAGGCCCUUGCCAUCAUGUACAUCCUUGGCGUCGCAUUCUCUGGACUUGCCGUACUCGGGGCGGCUGCUGCCCUGUUUAUCAUCCCCUCGGGAGGUCGGAGAAUUCCUCUUGCGAACUUUCUCAUCGCGGCUCUGGCAAUGCUGUUCCUCCUGGUUGGCAGCCUGUUGACGACCGUCGGCGUGAAGAAGGCCAAGGAGGAGAUCCAGAAGAGGGGUGGCGAUGAAAUAGGCCUUGAAGUGCAAAUUGGCAACAAAUUCGAGGCCCUCACCUGGGCUGCCUUUGCGCUCAUGACCCUUGCCACCUUCAACUGGGUUUAUGAGACCGUCGCAGCCCACCGACGGCGCAGCACGGGAGCCGGCCGCUAUAGGCGUAGGGGCGCCAAGGACGAAAAGUAUUCCAUGGACUCGCACCGCAACGGGGGCCGCCACUUGAAGGGUUAG
Molecule: messenger RNA, 1053 nt
Organism: Diaporthe citri
Lineage: Eukaryota; Fungi; Ascomycota; Sordariomycetes; Diaporthales; Diaporthaceae
Exons: 2
Coding region: 1-1053 (350 amino acids)
Biological process (GO): fungal-type cell wall organization
Cellular component (GO): cell cortex of cell tip; plasma membrane
Source: RefSeq, a predicted model, not a curated record